Drechmeria coniospora is the source of this 2067-nucleotide messenger RNA. RefSeq names its product glucoamylase. NCBI's taxonomy places the organism in Eukaryota, Fungi, Ascomycota, Sordariomycetes, Hypocreales, Ophiocordycipitaceae. The transcript is spliced from 3 exons. Gene Ontology annotation, molecular function: zinc ion binding; DNA-binding transcription factor activity, RNA polymerase II-specific; DNA binding. Gene Ontology annotation, biological process: DNA-templated transcription; regulation of DNA-templated transcription. The coding region runs from base 1 to 2067 and encodes 688 amino acids. The record is from RefSeq and is a predicted model, not a curated record.
AUGCUCUCACCCGCCGACAUCCCGCUGCCGCCCGACGAUGACUCCCUCUCGCCGCUGUCGACUCACCUGUUGACGGCGGGCUCCAGCGGCUCGGCAUCGCCCAGCUCGCAGUUCCAGCCAAGCUCGAUCGCGGACAGCUCGAGGAACAACAGGUCCUCGACGGAGCUGACGUCGGGCUCGGGGGGCGAGACGGGCAACAACGCCGCCGGCGGCAACAACAACAACCUGAACAACCUCAACAACAACAACAACAAGGCUCGAGAAUCGACCGUCCCGGCGGCCUGUCUUUCCUGCCGCAGCAAGCAUCUCAAGUGCGACGGCCAGAACCCGUGCUCCCGAUGCGUCCUGAUGCAGGCCGAGUGCGUCUACGUAGCCUCCCGCCGAGGCUACAAAGGGCCUCGUCGAGGCACGACGCAGAACCCGAACAAGAGACAGGCAACGUCGCCGCCCGAAGUCGGCGGCAACGUGACCGAGUGCCCUAUGCUUCUCGGCACGCGCCCCGGUGGCGACAUGCCGCUCGCCGUCGACGGCGGCUUCUCCCAGCCGACACCCAUGUCUGGGGGCACGCCGGCUCCGGAGAACUCGUACCCUGCGGCGACGUCGACGGCGACCAACAUGCAGCUGUUCAAGUCUUACUGCAGCGUCAACGGCGUCGACCCCGCCUCCUUUCCGAUGGGACAGCAGGCCGGAUGCGUGCCCUCCUUUGUUCCCGUCAAGAGCCUGUCGGAGCGCUGCAUCGACGCCUUUUAUCAUUACUUUUUCGCCUCGCAUCCCUUUGUCCUCCCGCGCGCCCACCUAAUGCGCAUCUCCAAGGACGGCGCGCCGGAGCCGUUGCUCGCGGCCAUGAGAUGGACCGGUUCCGUCUUCAUCGACGUCGGGCCGGCCGUGCAGAAGGGAUUGUACGACGAGGCCUACCGGCUGGUGUACGACCCGCGCACCAUGAGGAACGGCUUCCUCGUCCAGGCCAUGAUGAUCCUCAUCGUCACGCUCGACGGCAGCUGUCAGCAGGAACAGGCGAGGCACCUGCUCAACGACGUCGAGCAGCUCGCGCUCGAGAUCAACCUCCACACGCGGUCGUUUGCCAUGCUCCACGGCCAGGGGAUGCCCGUGCUGGAGGAGUGCUGGCGGAGGACGUGGUGGGACCUGUUCAUCAUCGACGCCAUGAUUGCCGGCGUCCACCGCGUCACCCACUUCCUGCUCUUCGACAUUCCCACCGACGUGGCGCUCCCGUGCGAGGAGCACCAGUACCUCUCCGCUAACAUCCCCAUCCCCCUCUCGCUCGAGGACCUCGAGGACCGAGACUUCUCCGACGAGGGACGCGAGUUCUCCUCGUUUGCCUAUCGCAUCCUGUGCGGCCGGAACCUCGGCAAGUUCAUGCGGACGCCGCCCAUACUCGGGCCCGAGGACGAGAACCUGGCUCGCAUCGAGGCGCUGCUCACCAACUGGCGGCUGCACCUGCCGCAGGACAAGCGCGACGCCCUGCAGCGCGAUGGCAAGCUCGACGAGAUGAUGUUCCAGGCGCACAUGAUGAUGCACGCCACCUCGAUCCUCCUGCACCAGCCGCACUCGCAGCUGGACACGACGCCGACGCAGAACAUCAACUCGUGCGCGCCCCACCAGAUGGUGCCGGCCGGCGACCUCUUCAACACGCACACGAAGCACACCAUCACGUCGGCCUCGGCCAUCAGCACCAUGAUCACGCACCGCGUGCCCCUGCUGUCGCACACGCACUUCUUCACCUGCGUCAUCACGCUGUCGUCCAUCGUCCACCUCAGCCGGUGGGCGCUCUUCUUCAUCCCGCACGACGACGACGACCUGCGGCAGCAGGUCCGGCUGAACAUUGGCGCGCUCAACCGCCUGGCCGAGGUGUGGGGGGCCGCCGACCGGGCCCGCGGACAGGUCAAGGCCGUGGCCCAGGAGAUUUACCAGGCCAAGAAGCAGCAGCGGUUAAACUCGGAAUUCUGGGUCGGCCUGAAGCAGGACGAGAUGAUGAACACCAUCGCCAUGGACGACUCCAUCAUCCACGAGAUUGAGAGCCUGCAGGUGCCGCCGAACUUGCUUAGCUGA